GUUCUGAAAACACCGACCAAUAGAAUAGAAUUCAUUGUUGGAGAUAGGAAGAGAUAUAUAACCUCGCUACAUCAACCUUGUCAAGUAGAAUUGUCAGUUGGAAUCUUGGUGAUCGUGUGAGUUACGUUGUCGCGCAACGAAAUAAAUAAAAAUGCCCACAUACAAGCUUAGUUAUUUCCCAGUCUCAGCUUUGGGUGAGUCAAUUAGGUGGCUAUUAGCAUACGGUGGAAUUGAAUUUGAGGAUAUCCGCUUUAAUGUUGAUGACUGGCCUAGUAUUAAACCUGAAACGCCAUUCGGCCAAGUUCCUGUUCUUGAAAUAGAUGGUAAAAAAGUUCAUCAGUCUGCAGCUAUCAGUCGUUAUUUGGCAAAACAGUUCGGUCUUGCUGGAAAAGAUGAUUGGGAGGCUCUAGAAAUUGAUAUGGCUGUUGACACUAUUCACGAUCUUCGUACAAAGAUAUCAUUCUAUAGUUACGAGAAAAAUGAGGCCGCUAAGGCUGAAAAAUUAGUUUAUGUCAAAGAGGUGGUACCAUACCUUUUGGAGCGUUUGGAUGCUCAAGUAAAAAAGAAUGGUGGUUACUUCGUCGGCGGUGCUUUAACCUGGGCUGAUAUAACUUUUGUUUCUAUCCUUGAUUAUUUGAAUCAUAUGAUGAAGUCUGAUAUUAUUGAGAAGUAUGAGAAUUUGAAACAAUUAAAAGAAAAGGUAUUGAAUGUGCCUGCAAUCAAAGCUUGGAAUGAGAAAGCACCAAAAUCUGUUUGGGUAAAAGAAAUAAAAAUGCCCACAUACAAGCUCACUUAUUUCCCAGUCACAUCUUUGGGUGAGUCAAUUAGGUGGCUCUUUGCGUAUGGUGGAAUCGAAUUUGAGGAUAUCCGCUUUACUCAUGAUGAUUGGCCUAGUAUUAAACCUGAAAUGCCAUAUGGCCAAGCUCCUAUUCUUGAAAUAGAUGGUAAAACAGUUCAUCAGUCGGUAGCCAUCAGUCGUUAUUUAGCAAAACAGGUUGGUCUUGCUGGAAAGGACGAUUGGGAGGCCCUUGAAAUUGAUAUGGUUAUUGACACUGUUCAUGAUCUUCGUGCAAAAAUUGCAUCUUAUCAUUAUGAACAAAAUGAAACUGCUAAAGCAGCAAAAUUACCUUAUGUCAAGGAGGUAGUACCAUACUUUUUGGAGCGUCUGGAUGCUCAAGUACAGAAAAAUGGUGGCUAUUUGGUUGGUGGUGCUUUAACCUGGGCUGAUAUAACUUUUGUUUCUCUUCUUGACUAUUUGGAUUUUAUGAUGAAUUCUGAUACUGUCGAGAAAUACGAGAAUUUGAAACAACUAAAAGAGAAGGUCUUGAAUGUACCUGCGAUCAAAGCUUGGAAUGAGAAAGCCCCGAAAUCCAAUUGGGUUCCCAAGUAAAUAAUAUAUAGCAUUUCUCGCUCAUUGUGUGGGUGGAUUUCAUGGAACAUGAUAAUCUGAAUCUAUGUUCCAUAUAUUUGUUAUACCUAUAUUACUGGAUAUAUAUGAAGAUCUUUGCAUAACUAUUAUUUUGCAUACCUACUAGUAUUAUAUAUAUAAGCAUAUAAAGAGAUUAGAGAAUAUAAACUGUUAAAAUGAUACCAUACUUUUGUAUUGAAAUAAAGAAUUUUACUAACUAA
Messenger RNA from Nomia melanderi (Alkali bee), 1629 nucleotides. Its product is annotated as glutathione S-transferase-like. Lineage: Eukaryota; Metazoa; Arthropoda; Insecta; Hymenoptera; Halictidae. The record is from RefSeq and is a predicted model, not a curated record. Gene Ontology annotation, biological process: glutathione metabolic process. Gene Ontology annotation, molecular function: glutathione transferase activity.